Messenger RNA from Trichoderma harzianum CBS 226.95, 1015 nucleotides. RefSeq lists its product as hypothetical. The transcript has 6 exons. Lineage: Eukaryota; Fungi; Ascomycota; Sordariomycetes; Hypocreales; Hypocreaceae. The record is from RefSeq and is a predicted model, not a curated record. Bases 133 to 918 code for a protein of 261 amino acids.
UUCCACCCUGGAUUGGAUUUAUUAAUUGAUAUUACUCUGUUGUGUUUCUGAGAUCCGUGUUCAAAAGGGGGGUAUUUGAGGAGACAAAAAGAGAGGCUGCGCCUCUACCGACGAGUAUCAAAUCAGCCCCAAAUGAAGUCCUGCAAGAGCAUCAUCAUCGCAGCCGCGUGGACAGCGUUGGCUUGGGGUAUUAGUGCUGCUCCGUCGGCAAAACCCAAGGCUCCUGAGCCAAAAUAUUUCCAUGAAAAUCCCUAUGAUGUUCACUAUGAUGACCGAUACUCUCUCAUACUUCUCGAGGACCCUGAGCAGAGAGAGGCCAUCAAAGUCUUAGUCCAGACGUAUCUGGCAACAUUCCGAGACUUGGGCAUUCAAACAUGGCUGAUGCAUGGGACUCUUCUCGGAUGGUGGUGGGGUAAGAAGGUCAUGCCGUGGGACUAUGAUGCGGACGUCCAAGUCACAGAGGCAGACAUGUAUCUUCUAGCCGCCUAUCACAACAUGACCAUAUACUACUACAAGUACGGCACGAUGGAACAAGGUCGCUACUUCCAGCUCGAGAUCAACCCGUAUUUCGUUCACCGAGAUCAAGAUGAUAGGUCCAACGUCAUCGAUGCCCGGUGGAUCGAUAUGCAAAAUGGACUAUAUAUCGAUAUUACUGCGGCAAGAUAUGCUCUUAAUCAUGAGCAGGGCGAAGGGAUUUUGUACGACAAAUAUGGCCACGAAUAUCGCGAUACAUAUGUCUUCCCGCUGCGAGACACAACUUUCGAGGGAGUACCCUGCAAGAUUCCCUAUCGAUACGAGGAAAUGCUGCAAGCAGAAUACGGAAAGAAGUCUUUACUUUAUACGAAAUAUCACGGCCACAGAUUCGAUAACGAGACAAGGUCGUGGGUUCCCCUUGAAGAAACGGAAGAAGAAUUAUAGUUUAGCCAUAUGGAUCGCAUCAGCAUAUGUAGGCGUUGGUACUCUCGAUAUUCAUGAGAUGGUGUUGGCAUUUGACGACGAUUAGAGUAUGGAAUAA